Trichomycterus rosablanca is the source of this 768-nucleotide messenger RNA. RefSeq names its product GTPase IMAP family member 9-like. The record is from RefSeq and is a predicted model, not a curated record. The transcript is spliced from 2 exons. Gene Ontology annotation, molecular function: GTP binding. Bases 1 to 768 code for a protein of 255 amino acids. Lineage: Eukaryota; Metazoa; Chordata; Actinopteri; Siluriformes; Trichomycteridae.
AUGCUGGAGGAUGUUGCAGGCAGCAGAACGUUCUCCACGGCAUCUCCAGAAUCUGUCAAGUCUGUCACGUGCUCAGAUCCAGUAAGAGAUCCAGAGAUCAGAUCUGCUGAGAUGAACCAGGAGGAACGGAGGAUCGUGCUGCUGGGGAGAACUGGUGUUGGGAAGAGCUCAACAGGAAACACCAUCCUGGGAAACUAUAUAUUUAGAUCAGAACGAUCUUUAUAUUCUGUAACAGAACACAGUGAACGUGCAGAAACUGUGAUAGGAAACCGUGUACGUGUGGUUGAUACACCAGGAUUCUUUAACACAAGAUCACUGACACUAGAUCAGUUAGCGGUGGAGUUGUACAGGACUGUUUAUCUCUCACAACCAGGAGUUCAUGCUUUCAUUCUGGUUUUCAGGUUUGAUAAUUUCACAAAACAGGAAGUAGAAAUAAUUAGGCGCUUACAGAAGGUUUUUGGUGAGCAGGUUACUAAUUACGUGAUCAUUUUGUUUACUCAUGCUGAGGGUGUAAGAGAGGAAAUUAUACAUCAGGAAAUAAGCAGGAAUGAACAUCUCAGAAGGGUGUUAGAUCAGUGUGGAGGAAGAUUUCACAUCAUUAAUAAUGCAGAACCACAGAACAGACAGCAGGUCACUGAACUUCUGCAGAAGAUAGACAGGAUGGUGGAGCAGAAUGGAGGAGGAUUCUACAUUAAUGAGGUGUAUGAGGGAGCGCAGGGCUUAACCUGGGAGGAAUUAUGGAAGAUUCAAAUCAUCCCUUUUCAUUAG